AUGGCUUCCGCAAACAAUGAUCGUGUAUUUAAAGAUGGUGGUAGUAGUAACAAGCCUCCUUUGUUUUCCGGUCAAUAUUUCGACUUUUGGAAAAUCCGUAUGAAGGCACAUUUAGAAGCACAAGGAAGUGACAUAUGGGAGGCGGUUCAAAAUGGUCCUUUUAUUCCUACAACGGUUGUCAACGGUGCUAGUUCAACAAAGCCACAAGGAUCAUGGGAUGAUGAUGAUAAGAAAAGGGUUCUCUAUGAUAAAAAGGCGAUUAAUAUUUUACAAAGUGCACUUGGAAUGGAUGAAUUCUUCCGCAUCUCAACAUGUACAACGGAAAAGGAAAUAUGGGAUACUCUUGUAGAAACUCACGAAGGAACGGCCGAAGUCAAGAGAUCUAGAUUGAACACGUUAAGUCAAGAGUACGAGUUAUUCCGAAUGCAACCGGGAGAAUCAAUCCUCGACUUGCAAAAAAGAUUCGUGCAUUUGACAAAUCACUUGAAAGCACUUGGUAAGACACUAACUAAUGAUGAACUUAAUCUUAAACUUCAAGAAUAUGAGACGGAACUUGGACUAUUGGAGAAACAUGAGGUCCAAGAGAAGAAAUCCAAGAGCAUUGCCUUAAAAGUUGAUUCCAAAGUUGUGAAGAAAGAAGACAAUCCCGAAGAGGACGGAAACUUUAUGCUUCUUGUAAAAAGACUAGGAAAAUAUUUUGGUGCAAAAAAUAAUAUUGGAAACUCUAGUUACACAAGAAGAAAGAAGUUCUCAAAGAACAAAGAAAGAGAAGCAUCAACAUCCAAUGAAGACAUUACAUGCUAUGAAUGUGGAAAACAAGGCCACAUCAAACCGGAAUGUCCCAAACUCGCAAAGAAUCGUGACAACAAAGGAAAGAAGGAUUACAAUAAGAAGGCCUACAUUGCUUGGGAUGACAAUGAAAUAAGUUCUUCAUCGGAUUCCGAUAGUGAUCAAAGCGCAAAUCUAGCAUUGAUGGCAUCACAUCAUUCCGACGAUGAAGACGAUGAGGUUAGUAGUAACUUUUCAAUUUUUGAUAAUGAUGGUCAAGGAGCAAUUGAUGAACUUUUAAGUGAAUGCAAAAUUCUAUACAAAACUAUUUCAUCUCAAAAGAAUCAAAUAUCAACUUUGGAAGAAAAUAUUGAGAAAAUGAAAAAUAAUCUCAAAGAUGAAAAGGAAGAAUUAAUCAAGAAUUUUGCAUGCACUAAAUGUGAGUCACUUGCUUUUCAAAUAGUUCAAUUGAAGAGAGUUAUUGAAAGAUAUGAAAAAGGUCAAAUCAGAUUGGAACAUGUUCUUAGUAGUCAAAGAUACUCAAAUGAUAAAAGUGGUUUAGGUUAUUCAAAUUUUGCUAAACAAACUUCUAACAAGACCAUUUUUGUAAAAGCUAAAGAACAAAUUCCUUUAGAUAAAAGUAACAAGCCUAAAGUGGUUCAUCAAUAUAAUAAUAGGAAAAGGAACAAAUCUUAUUAUAAAAAGAAAUCUUAUUCCCCUAGAUAUAAAAGCAACUUUGAGCCUACAUGUUUCUAUUGUGGUAUUAAAGGUCAUACUCCUAAUGCAUGUUAUGUUAGAAACUUUAGUGUUGCUCAAGGCCAUUAUGUAUGGGUUAAGAAAGAAACUACCUUUGAAGGACCCAAAGCAAUUUGGGUACAUAAUAAAACUUAA
Messenger RNA from Lathyrus oleraceus (garden pea), 1659 nucleotides. RefSeq lists its product as uncharacterized. The record is from RefSeq and is a predicted model, not a curated record. Bases 1 to 1659 code for a protein of 552 amino acids. The transcript is spliced from 2 exons. Gene Ontology annotation, molecular function: nucleic acid binding; zinc ion binding. NCBI's taxonomy places the organism in Eukaryota, Viridiplantae, Streptophyta, Magnoliopsida, Fabales, Fabaceae.